AUGUCCACCACAACCCCCGCAAAAACCGAAAAAUCACUUCCGUUUUUAUAUCACUUUGCUGCCGGUGGUAUUGCAGGAGUCAGUGAAAUUCUUGUAAUGUACCCUCUCGAUGUGGUAAAGACGAGAUUUCAGCUACAGGACAAUACCACGGUUAGCGGCGAAAGGUAUACUUCGGUGAUGGAUUGCCUUCGAAAAAUCAUCAAGAAUGAAGGAUUUGGUCGACUCUAUAGAGGCAUCCUUCCCCCCAUCCUUGUGGAAGCUCCAAAGAGAGCCAUCAAGUUCUCGGCGAAUGAAAAAUAUUCUAAUUUAUUAAAAAAAUACUACGGAGUUGACAAGUUGACUCAAUCAAUAUCCAUUCAAUCCGGUAUCGGUGCAGGUAUCACUGAGGCAAUUAUCAUAGUUCCCUUUGAACUCGUCAAAAUCCGCCUCCAAAAUAAAGAGAAUACCGGAAAAUACACUGGCACCUUAGACGCCUUAGCCAAAAUUGUCAAGAAAGAGGGAAUACGCGCAUUGUUUAAUGGGUUGGAGGCUACUAUAUGGAGGCACGGAGCUUGGAAUGGUGGCUAUUUCGGUGUGAUUUUCGGUGUGAGAAGUAGUCUACCCAAGGCAACCAAUAAGCAACAACAGUUGAGGAAUAAUUUCAUUGCGGGAACCAUUGGCGGCACUGUGGGGACCAUGCUGAAUACUCCGUUUGAUGUGGUCAAAACCAGGAUCCAGAACGAUUCAGGACCGGUGAGGAAGUAUAACUGGACUCUUCCUGCUGUAGGCAUAGUUGCCAAGGAGGAAGGAGUCAGGGCUCUUUACAAAGGGUUCAUUCCCAAACUUCUUCGACUUGGCCCAGGAGGUGGCAUCCUCUUGGUCGUGUUCGAUCAAGUCACGACUAUGAUGAAAAAAUAUUUACUAUAG
Molecule: messenger RNA, 906 nt
Organism: Acaulospora colombiana
Lineage: Eukaryota; Fungi; Glomeromycota; Glomeromycetes; Diversisporales; Acaulosporaceae
Source: the annotation of a GenBank genome assembly